Adineta steineri is the source of this 722-nucleotide messenger RNA. NCBI's taxonomy places the organism in Eukaryota, Metazoa, Rotifera, Eurotatoria, Adinetida, Adinetidae. The record is from the annotation of a GenBank genome assembly.
GUUCAGCAACCACGAUUACAACAGCUGCAAGUUCAGCAACCACGAUUGCAACAACUGCGAUUCAAUCAAAUUUUAAUCCGAUUAAUAAUUGUACUUCAGGAUCAUUUGGUAUAAAUUGUAUGUUUACUGAUAGUAUUUGUAAUACAACUCAAUUAUGUUUCAAUAAUGGUAGUUGUAUCGAAAAUAAAACACUGGAAAAUGGAUAUAGUUGUGAUUGUUUGGAAGGUUUUGAAGGCAUUGAUUGUCAAGAUGAUGAAAGACUAUGUAAACCAUUUACAUGUUUUGACCGAGGUAAUUGUACUAAUAUAUCGAGUAUAGAUUUUAAAUGUACAUGUGAUGAUGGAUAUAAAGGUAAAAAUUGCGAAAUAACAGUAGAUUUAUGUAAUAAUGUAACAUGUCAAAAUGGUGGUGUUUGUUUUCAAACAUAUUUAAAUUAUACAUGCCAAUGUCUCUCCGGCUAUAAAGGACUUCAUUGUGAAAUAGCUGAAACAAGUGGUAUUAUACGUACUUAUGUUGCAAAAAGUUUUGGUUAUAUAGCUAUUUUAAUGCUUUCUGGAUUGAUCGGAUUUCUUGUUAUUAUGGAUGCAUUAAAGUAUAUAUUUGGUAUUGAUCCAGCUCAAUCUCAACGUAAUUAUAUGCGAAAAAAAUAUCUGGAAAAGUUUAGGAAGAAAAAAAAGAUUAUACAGCCAAAAGUGAUACGACGAUUUCAUUAUAUAAAUUAA